GUCAUAAAUAGGCACGUGACUUCUGCUUGUCCUGGGUUGUCAUGACAACUGCCUGACGGCGCUAUUCAGGGAAGUUUCCAAAAACAAAGGAUACAGCAGAAAUGCUAGGAGCUGGCAAAGAGUACGCCAAACCAGAGCCUGUACAGGUCCCUUUUCUAGAACUGACCGAUGUGGCGCAGCUUCCAGAGAACACCAACUGUCUGACAUGCACAGCAGACGGCAGAUUUCUAGGCUUGGCUCACACCCAGGGCCUCUCUGUGUGGUGUGCUUCCUCUUUCACCCUGGUUGCAGAAUGGCUUCAACCACAGCUGGAAUUGAUCUUCAUCCAGAUGACCAGAAUAGCUGAGACGACCUCUCUGCUUGGGACCGUGGAUGACAUGGGUGUUGCCAGAGUGUUUGGGUUUCACUCGGACACUGUUCAUCUUCUCAGUGUUAUCAACGCAGUGGAAGAUGUCACUGUAAGAAGCAUUUUUCUGACGUUUGACCUACAUGAAGGGGGGCAUUACGGAGCUGCAUCAGUAAGCUGCAAUGGCGUAUUGUGGCUAGAGGUCUAUCAGUUUCCUGUAGAGCAAUGGCUGAAAGAGCUAGAGACGGUGUCAUCACAAAACAAGGAUGAAAAUGUAACUAAAGGAUCGGGCAUGAAAUGGUCUCCUUUUACACUGAUGAUGAAAAUCUCUCCACCUACACUUCCAACAGGAAAGCCAUUGGACUUUUUGACACACUGUUUGACUGUCGAUAUAAUCAGGAGCAGCGGUCUUCACAAGGAACAAUCCUCCUUCAGUUCAGACGCUGCAACAACAAAGAACACACAUGAAAGCCCGAGUUGCACUCAGCACUUUCUCCUGCCUUGCGAUGGGCCAACUGGUGACAGUAAAGCAAACCCAGCAGGACUCCCUGUGGCUGUCGCUGUGUGGUGGAGUGGAUCCACUAGUCUCCUUCAGUAUUUACUGCAAAAAACCCCAAAGAACAAAUCAGAUGUGGCACCCGUGCCAGAAAUGCUGUGGCCAAAUGCAAAGGAAAUCCUCUGCUCGGCUGUCAGCAGAUGUACUUGCUUAAUCGCUCUCGGGCUUGAGGAUGCUACUGUGUACAUCUGGAACAGACAAUCUGGAUCCCCGGUCUCCGUUGUUCUGGUACCAGGAGACACCAUCGCCUUCUCCAGGAUACAGUUUGUUGAUAACUGGUCUGUUCCUGCUCAGGACUGUGAUAUCAUCGGUACAGAACUGGUCGGUAUGCUGGUGUCGUGUAAAAAUGGAGCAGUUUACAUGGUGACUGCUGGACUAGGCAUGCGGUCCAGCACCGUCCAGCUCUUCGAAAGACCAAAAGACAGCAGGGAUCUCCCGACUGUUGCUAUACCUGUGCCUUUCCUGCAGGCUGUGUCACUUAUCAUGCAAAGAAGUGGGAAAAUGUUCCUGACAGAAGCCAUCAACAGAGAAAUUGUGUGCUACCUGACUCUUCCGACAUCCCACCAAACCGUUUCACUCUACAAUCCCAUUUACACACUAAACGCCGAACGGCGAGCGCUGUUCAUACGAGGUGACCAGGAAACCAGUGAUCGGUUGGACAGCCUAAACCAGAGUCAGCUCUUUGUCUUCUAUUUCAGUCAGUCUGACAUCAUUAAGCCUCACAUCGAUUGUCCCAGACAGCCAGCAGUACUUCACCAUGGUACCCUGGAGGAAAUAUGCAACAUCUAUCUUGAGCAAAGAGCGCAGUCUGUGGAAGAAAGGAACAAAGCUCUUGAACAAACAUGGGAAAAGAUGCAGGAAACCGCGUCGGCGUUGCAGCGCGCACAUCGGAGCCACAAACAUCACAAGAACGUCAACAAAUGAGUUACUGAUAGGAUGUGAAGGCUAAAUGAAAAUGUGGCGCAACCCGAGGAUUUAUGCUAACAGUCACUGCUGUGAAAUCUCCACUGGCAGGGUGAAUCUGUGUGGGAAAAGUAGCAGGGUGCAACUUUCCUCUCUUUUUCAUGGCAUAACCCAACAGCAGUCUAACACCCCGUAGCUCCUCACUAUGAAUCAUACCAGCCAUAAAGUUGGGAGAGACCGUGGUUUGGUUUAUUUACCUCAUAAAAACUCAAGAGUGGACAUUUUACAGUAUCCUGCAGAUUUAUUCAUGCUUUUCAUCUUUUUCUUAACAUCAGUUGAUAUAUUUUAUUGGGAUUAAAUGUGAGAGGUCUUUUUUUGUCUUUUUUGACAAGCAAACACUGAACAGCUUAGGGUGAUUUCAGCUAAAGAUUUCCGCUUCUGCGACAUCUGCUCAAAGGAAACUGUUCCAAGAUCUUGUAGUUUAUUCAGAUGGAACUUUGUAGGUCCAGCUUGUGCUGACAUGUCAUUUCAGAAAGAAAAGAUUCCCAACUUUCAAAAAGCCAAACAUCUUCAGGGUUUUUUUAUUUUAUUUAUUUAUUUAUUUGGGUAGUCAUGAGCUUUGACAUUUCACAUGGUAACUGGAGCAUGAUAUGCCGUUUCUGUGACUGUGGGGAUCUUCUGUUCAGAGUUACAUCAUUUGACCUCAAGAGUGAACAUCAUAGGGAAUCCAACUUUGCUAAGAAUCACAACUUUCAUAUCUGUUAUUUUACUCCAGAAUAAUCCUUCUCAUUCCUGCUCUACUCUCUAAAAUUUGUAUUUUGAGCUAAUCAGCAGUUUUUAGAUUUAUACUUCCAUUCGUUUAUUGUAAAACUCUAAAAUAUAUUAUGCUCUAUUGCUUUAAUGCCUUUUCUAGUGCUUUCAUUUUCUUGAUGCCUAAAAUAAUCGAACUGAAACUGAUUUGUGUUGCCUUAAAAAAGCAUGCAUACCCUCAAAACACUAUUUUUAUUUAGAUUUUAUGCGCCACAACAAUACAAAGUUGCGUACAACUUGAGCGUGGUGAAAUGGUCACAUGUUUUUUGAGCAUUUGUCAAA
Molecule: messenger RNA, 2897 nt
Organism: Poecilia latipinna (sailfin molly)
Lineage: Eukaryota; Metazoa; Chordata; Actinopteri; Cyprinodontiformes; Poeciliidae
Gene: wdr93
Product: WD repeat domain 93
Exons: 17
Coding region: 102-1826 (574 amino acids)
Biological process (GO): electron transport chain
Cellular component (GO): respiratory chain complex I
Source: RefSeq, a predicted model, not a curated record